Molecule: messenger RNA, 1791 nt
Organism: Aspergillus pseudoviridinutans
Lineage: Eukaryota; Fungi; Ascomycota; Eurotiomycetes; Eurotiales; Aspergillaceae
Product: ferric reductase family protein
Exons: 1
Coding region: 1-1791 (596 amino acids)
Biological process (GO): iron ion transport; intracellular iron ion homeostasis; copper ion import
Cellular component (GO): plasma membrane
Molecular function (GO): ferric-chelate reductase activity
Source: RefSeq, a predicted model, not a curated record
AUGAAGACUACUCGAAUGGUUGAUUACGCCACAGGCCAUGAUGGCCUCAACACUCCUCGCGAUGUCCUUUUUGUCCAGCUCAUCUACUCGUCCAUGGUGGCUUUCGCCGGGAUCGUCCUGCUUGCACGGGUUGCUCAAAUCGGGCAUGCCUAUCUUCGCUACAUUGUCUGUUCCGGUGCAACUGAAAAGCAACAAGCAGUCUGGAGCAUCACCGAAUCACCACUCUGGUUCCGAAUCAAAAGCCGUCUGCUCUACGCGCCAUUGUUCAGCAAGCGCCAUAACCGAGAGAUCCAACUCUCGUCGGCCAUGAAUAUGGGCACUCUCCCUUCGCGAUUUCACACAUUUCUUAUUUUUGGGUAUAUUGUCAGUCAAAUCGUCUACUGCUGUGACCUCAACUAUCAGAACGAUACGCCCGCCAUCAUUGCAGAGCUUCGGGGACGUUCCGGCACAUUGGCCACAUUAAACAUAGUCCCUCUUGUGCUCUUUGCAACCCGAAACAACCCCUUGAUCCCACUUCUACGAAUCAGUUUCGAUUCAUACAACCUCUUCCACCGAUGGCUGGGCCGUAUCGCCGCCAUCGAGAGCAUAAUUCACAUGGCUGCUUGGGCCGUCAACACCGUCCGACAGGCAAACACUGCAGCACUUGCUCAGCAUCUUGCUGAAACGCCCUCCUACGCCUGGGGAAUGGUUGCAACUGCAAUCAUGGGCUUUUUCAUUCUUCAUUCUCUCUCGCCUGUACGACACGCAUUCUACGAGACCUUUCUCUGCAUUCACCAAGCGGGCGCCUUCUUGAUCAUCUUAGGCAUAUACCUGCACCUCGACAUGCACAGCCUGCCACAAAAGCCAUGGAUUCAAUGGGUCAUUUUCAUCUGGGGUGCAGAACGGUCCACCCGACUCAUCUGGCUUGUCUUCCUGAAUGUGUCUCGACGACACGGCAUGACAAAGCUGCGAGUAGAAGCUCUUCCUGGUGAAGCCUGCCGUCUCACAUUCUUCCUCCCCAAACACUACCCCGUCCCCGCGGGCAGCCACUUCUUCGCGUACAUCCCCCAGAUCUCCUGGUGGAUGUCGCACCCUUUCUCCGCCGCCUGGGCAGAAACCUCCGGCACCUCCCGCCCAAAAAGCAUCCAAUCAUUUACCACCGACAUCAAAUCCCUCACUCUCGAAGGCCAAUCCGCCCCAUUCAACCACACAGCAGUGACGCUGGUCGUCGCCGCCCGCCAGGGAAUGACCCGCGCACUGUACACUCGCGCAAUGUCCUCCCCAGACGAAACAUUCACAACAACCGGCUUGCUCGAGGGCCCGUACUCCUCGCACGCAGUGAACAUGGCCAGCUACGGUACCGCCAUCCUCUUCUCCGGCGGCGUCGGCAUAACGCACCACCUCCUCUUCAUCCGGGAUCUACUUCUCCGCGCCGCAGCCGGCCGAGCAGCCACGCGCUCCAUCACGCUGGUCUGGGCGGUCCGCAGCAUGGACAGCGUCCGCUGGGUGAUGGAGUACAUCCAGGAGAUUCUCCAGAUGCCGCACGCCGAGUCGAUCCUGACGAUCAUGCUGUUUGUGUCGAAGCCGAGGAGUCCCGCCGAGAUGCGCUCGCCGGGGGGUGUGAUUCGGACUUUUGCGGGGAGGUGUAAUCCGGCGACUGUGCUGGAGGAGAUUAUGCCCAGGAGGAUUGGGGCGACGGUGGUGUCGAUUUGUGGGCCGGGCGCGAUGGGGGAUGAUGUGAGGGAGGCGGCUAGGCGGCAUGUGGAUCGGGGGGUUGCGCUUGAUUUUGUGGAGGAAGCGUUUACUUGGUAG